UGCUGGAGACGGAACCCAGGGCUCUGCACGGACUGAGCAGUUGAGCUGCACCCUCGGCCACCUCCUGAGACCUGACGGUGCCUGAGCAGCUGAGCCCCGCUGACUGCAGCCGCACCCCCGCCCCGCGCCCCACGGCCACACCAUGUCCGGCUCCUACGAUGAGGCCUCGCUGGCUCCGGAGGAGACCACCGACAGCUUCUGGGAGGUGGGGAACUACAAGCGCACGGUGAAACGCAUCGACGACGGCCACCGCCUGUGCAAUGACCUGAUGAGCUGCGUGCAGGAGCGCGCCAAGAUCGAGAAGGCGUACGCACAGCAGCUCACCGACUGGGCCAAGCGCUGGCGCCAGCUCAUCGAGAAAGGCCCGCAGUAUGGCAGCCUGGAGCGGGCCUGGGGCGCCAUCAUGACAGAGGCAGACAAGGUGAGCGAGCUGCACCAGGAGGUGAAGAACAGCCUGCUGAAUGAGGACCUGGAGAAAGUCAAGAACUGGCAGAAGGACGCCUACCACAAGCAGAUCAUGGGCGGCUUCAAGGAGACCAAGGAGGCUGAGGACGGCUUCCGCAAGGCCCAGAAGCCCUGGGCCAAGAAGAUGAAGGAGCUGGAGGCUGCCAAGAAGGCCUACCACCUGGCGUGCAAAGAGGAGAAGCUGGCCAUGACGCGGGAAAUGAACAGCAAGGGCGAGCAGUCGGUCACGCCCGAGCAGCAGAAGAAGCUGCAGGACAAAGUGGACAAGUGCAAACAGGAUGUGCAGAAGACGCAGGAGAAGUACGAGAAGGUGCUGGACGACGUGGGCAAGACCACGCCCCAGUACAUGGAGGGCAUGGAGCAGGUGUUCGAGCAGUGCCAGCAGUUUGAGGAGAAGCGACUGGUCUUCCUCAAGGAGGUGCUUCUGGACAUCAAGCGUCACCUCAACCUGGCGGAGAAUAGCAGCUACAUCCACGUGUACCGAGAGCUGGAGCAGGCCAUCCGGGGGGCCGACGCCCAGGAGGACCUCCGAUGGUUCCGCAGCACCAGCGGCCCCGGCAUGCCCAUGAACUGGCCCCAGUUCGAGGAGUGGAACCCAGAUCUGCCCCACACCACUGCCAAGAAGGAGAAGCAGCCCAAGAAGACCGAGGGGGCGGCGCUGAGCAACGCCACCGGGGCGGUGGAGUCCACAUCCCAGGCUGGGGACCGCGGCAGCGUCAGCAGCUACGACAGAGGCCAGCCUUACGCCACAGAGUGGUCGGACGACGAGAGCGGAAACCCCUUUGGAGGCAAUGAGGCCAACGGAGGCGCCAAUCCCUUCGAGGAUGACGCCAAGGGCGUCCGCGUUCGGGCCCUGUAUGAUUACGACGGCCAGGAGCAGGACGAGCUCAGCUUCAAGGCGGGAGACGAGCUCACCAAGCUGGGCGAAGAGGACGAGCAGGGUUGGUGCCGCGGGCGGCUGGACAGCGGGCAGCUGGGCCUCUACCCCGCCAACUACGUGGAGGCCAUCUAGCUGCCCGCCGGGCCACGCCCUCCCUCGGCCCCACCGCGGCCCUGCCCUCCCCCCUUCCUUUCCCUCCCCUUGCCAUAGAGUUCCAGACAUAUUUUCCGAUCAAGCUUUUAUUUUUUUAAAAGUCAAAACAGAACAAAAAAUAUAAAGAGACGGAGCAUUUGCAGGGCCACCUGGAGGCCAGGGUGGUGGAACUUGGGACGACGGCCCUGGGGUGGCUGAGGGUCUUAGGACUUAGCCCAACAUCACAUCUGCUCUUCGGAGUCCACCAAAGAGUCUCCUGAGCCCCGAGAGACAUCUGGACCCCUCUUCCCUGCCUCGCCGUCGCCUACCUGCCCCAGCUCACGCCAGGUGCCAGCACCGCCCCUGCUCUCUGAGCCUAGCCUCCUAACCUCCCCCUCCUCCUCUCCCCAAGAAGGGAGCCCCGAUCUUGAGUCUUCCACUCUGCCCGGAGAAGCUUCUCCUAGCCCCAUCCCUUGGGACUGGAGGGGGAAAUGUCACCCUCCUUUCCUGCAGAGGUUCCCAGGGGCUCCCAGGCUUCCCCAGGCAUGAAGUGAGGUGAUCUAGAUGGAGGGGCAGUGCCACUGCAUAGCGGAGGCUAUGUGGAAGGACACUGGCACUUCAGCCCAGGCUGUGCCAGGCCUCCCAAAGCCGAGCCCAUCUGUGGACCAAGACCCUUCUUCCCAGCUGCCAACGCUAUGGGCAGAGCCCCCUCCUGAGAGCCACACCCCUCCAUCACUCGCAGAGGCCCUGCCCCCCUCUCUUAAAUCCUUUGCCAGGGGCAGGGGCCCCCAAACCCAGGGCAAAGCCAGCAACAGUAGCAGCCUCCUCCCGUUUCCUGGGGAGGAGGGCAUCUUGCCCAGUCCACUCUCACCCGCUCCCUACCGAUCCAAACCCUGGAAUCACGGGCUCAGCGCCAGCCUCCGUGAAGCCAAGCCUUGUGCCUGCAAGGCUCCCGGCCUGACCGGUACCCCCACCCCCGCCUGGGGAGGUGCUGGGGGCCGCGGGCACUUCCAGCCUGGGGCCAUCAGGGCAAGGCCUGCGGUCAAGUGGGGCAGGGGGGAGCAUCUCUGGCCUCCGGGGCAAGACAGUCACCCGUCUUUCUUCCUGGUCCCCCAACCCUUGGAACAACAUUCCUCUGCGGGCAGCACCCCCAUCUCUCCAAGCCUGGGUCCCAGUCAAAGGAGCCAGGGGCGUGAGGGGCAGAGGGCCGCUUGGCUUGGUGACGACAGUUGUCCCCGUGUCGGUACGGGGAUCACAGACUCCUCCUCCUCCCUGCUUCCGGGGGCUCCGGGGGCUCCGGCGAGAGGCAGUGCGCUGCCCCAGCCCUUCGCUCCCUGCUCCUCCAGGGCUCCGCCCCGCUCCUGUGGGCCGCAAGGAUGCGACCGCUCUGGCAGGGCCCAGGCUGGGACAGGCCUCCCUCAGGGGCAGGGACAAUGACACCCCAGGCACAGACAUGCCCCCCGCUGCCAGCACUCUUUUUAUCACUGUCUGGUCUCUGGGCCUCUGCUGCAGCCUGAGACGUGGCCCGGGCCUCUCAGAGCCCAGAGCGCUGGCUGAACCCACAGCGCUGGCUGGGGGCUCUGCCCCUUACCGCUUGCCUGCAGCGGCAGCAAGCUGGCUCGCCCGCAUCUUGGAGCCUAGGCUCCCCCUCUUUGUGCCAGGCUGGACCCCGGCCUGUCCCUCUGGCUGCCCAGUGCCGGGCAGGGACUGGAGAACCCACCCCUUUGGAGCAGCCACCUCCACAACCCCACAUGGGAUCCGCCCUCAGACCCCAAGCCCCUGAGAACCCCGAAGCAGGAGGGUCCCCCCUCUGCAAGUCCCCUGAGCUCGGGGACCCGCCUCACCUGUCAGUGCUGGUGUCAGGGCCACGCCCACCCGCCUCCUGUGGCCCCGCCCUCCCCUACGUGAUGCGGCGCAGGCCUGGCCCUGGCGGGCUCUGCCAGUGACAUGUCUGUCUCCAGUUAACGACCAUUCUGCGGCCGGGCUCUGCGAGGGCCUGGGCUGCCCCGCUGCCGCCGCCACCACCUGCCGCCUAGGCUACCUGAUUCCAUUAGUUCCGACACUUGUGAACCUCCGAGAAGUGCUGUGGUCUCAGCAACGCACCUGUUUUGUACAUGAUUGUGUAAUUUAAAGGUAUAUAAAUACAAAUAUCUAUAUAUAUAUAUAAGUCGUGACUGUAUGACUGUGGAUAAACCCAGAACUGUGUCAA
This is a messenger RNA of Chinchilla lanigera (long-tailed chinchilla), 3686 nucleotides long. It is a transcript of the gene Pacsin1, whose product is annotated as protein kinase C and casein kinase substrate in neurons 1. Gene Ontology annotation, cellular component: endosome; cytoplasm; plasma membrane. NCBI's taxonomy places the organism in Eukaryota, Metazoa, Chordata, Mammalia, Rodentia, Chinchillidae. The transcript is spliced from 10 exons. Gene Ontology annotation, biological process: regulation of endocytosis; neuron projection morphogenesis; actin filament organization. The record is from RefSeq and is a predicted model, not a curated record. Gene Ontology annotation, molecular function: protein binding; phospholipid binding. The coding region runs from base 143 to 1477 and encodes 444 amino acids.